UCCUGCUCAGCGCCUGCCCGCGCGGCAGCGAAAGCUCCCCGCGCAAGGCGGUGGCGGCUCGGCUGAGGGCGAAGUGGCGGGAGACGCCGUUGCUGAUGGAGGCCAGUGAAUUCAUUGCAGAAGAAAGCAAUGAUCAAUUCUGGCAGUUCUUGGAAACGGUGAAAGAAUUAGCUGUAUACAAGAAAGGAGUCUCGGAACAUUCUUAUUACAACUUAAUCUUGAAGAAAGCUGGACAGUUCCUCACAAAUUUGCAGAUUAACCUUUUGAAAUUUUCUCUUUCCUUACGAGCAUAUUCCCCAACUGUUCAGAUGUUUCAGCAGAUUGCAGCUGAUGAGCCUCCGCCGAAAGGUUGCAGUGCAUUUGUGGUUAUCCAUGGGAAGAGCACCUGUAAGACUAAUGAAAUUAAGAAGCUUCUGAGGAAGGCAUCUGAAAGGCCCAAGCCAUAUCUGUUCAAAGGAGAUCAUAUAUAUCCCACACUCAAUGAGACUCACCCAGUAGUGAUCCUUUAUGCUGAAAUGGGUACAAAAGACUUUACCACGUUUCACAGAGCUUUAUCUGACAAAGCGAAAAAGGAGGAAAUUGUUUAUGUUCUCCGACAUUUUGUCCAGAAACCUCUCUCUCAGAAGAUGUAUUUGUCUGGAUAUGGUGUGGAACUUGCAAUAAAGAGUACAGAAUACAAAGCGGUGGACGACUCUCAGGCAGAAGCUACAAGAAAUGUAACGGAAGAAGAAGGCGAUGAGGAAAGUGAGGUCCAGGGAUUUUUCUUUGACACAUUAAAGCAGAACUAUCCUGACCUCAAAGACAAUCUGAAAGAACUGAAAAAAUAUCUCAUUGAAAGUUCUGAUGACACAGAGCCUUUGAAGGUGUGGGAAUUGCAAGACCUUAGUUUCCAAGCAGCCUCUCGAAUUCUCUCUGUCCCUGUUUACAGUGCUGUAAAGGUAAUGAGAGACAUUGCACAAAACUUCCCAGUAAAAGCCAGAUCCCUAACCAGAGUGCUAGUAAACCAGCAAAUGCGAAAAGAAAUAGAGGAAAAUCAAAAGCAUCUACAUAAAACUUUUGAACUUCAGCCUGGUGAAGCACGUCUGUUUUUAAAUGGCCUUCCUAUAGACUUGGAUUUUCAUGAUCCAUUUAGUAUUUUAGAAACUCUGAAGGUGGAUGGGAAAGCAAUGCAAGGACUUCACUCCCUUGGAAUUAAGGAAGAAGUUCUUAGUAAAUUCAUGAGAUUACCGAUCCAUUCUGAGGAUGACGCAUAUGCAUUAGACAUCCGGCACUCUUCAAUAGUAUGGAUCAACGACAUAGAAAAGGAUCAGAUGUAUGACAAGUGGCCUUCAAGUUUUCAGGAACUUCUUAAACCAGCAUAUGCAGGAAUGAUGCGGCAGAUUCGGCGCAAUUUAUAUAAUUUGGUCCUCUUUAUUGAUCCUACUCAGGAAGAAGCAGCAGGCUUCAUAAAACUUGUUGAAGUAAUCUACAGACAAAAAGUUCCUAUUAGAAUUGGAUUUGUUUUCAUUGUAAAUACUGAUGAAGUGGUUGAUGGAAAUAAGGACGCAGGAGUAGCUUUAUGGAGAGCUUUUAACUUCGUUGCAGAGGAACUGGAUAUCCCUGAAGCUUUUGCCGCCAUGAUACAUAUGUACCGUGAAGUAAAAGAUGGAGGUGUCCUUUCUGUGAAGCAUGUGAAGCGUGUUCUUCUCAGUGUAUUUCCUAAUGCUGACAUGCAAGAUAUUCUGGGCAUUCAUUCCUACUAUGAUGAAAAGAGAAAGGCAGGAGCAGUGUUUUAUAAGAAGUCUGGCCUGGGUCCAUUGCCUCAAGCUCUCUUUAAUGGUGUGCCCUUUAACAGAAAAGAGCUGAAUGUUGCAGAGUUAGGGACCUCUCUGCUGAAGAUCAUGGAUGCCACAGAGUCCUUUCAGCGGGCAGUGUUCAUGGGCUUGCUGAAUGAUCAUAAAGAUGCGGUAGACUUCAUCAUGGAGCAACAGAAUGUCGUUUCCCAUAUACAUGACAGAAUUCUUGACACUGAGAAAAGAUACCUGAACUUUGCAUCAUCAUCAGUUCCUAUAGAUACGAAUGAUUUCUCAACGUUUUCUUUCCUGGACUCUCAAGAUAAGACUUUUUUUGUUUCAGAAAACAUGAAGUAUGUGACAAAGAAAGAUGAUGAUGUAAUAUAUCCAGUUACCAUAUGGAUUGUGGCUGAUUAUGACAAGCCAAAUGGGAGGCAGUUGCUCUCUAAUGCACUGAAACACCUGAAAACUAGCAGUCACAUCCAGCUUGGGAUUGUGCAUAACCCUUCAUCAAAAAUAACGGAAGAUAGCACUGUCAUUGCAAGGGCAAUCUUGGCAGCUUUUUUAACCCAGAAAAACACUAGUUUGAAAAACUUUCUCAAUCAGAUUCUUAAGGAGGAGAUAGCAAAGAGCCUUGCCUCAGGAACUAAAAUCAAGAAGUUUCUCCUUCCGGCCAUGGAUGGCGAUGCUUUUGAGAAGAAAUACAACACAUUGGGCGUAGAACUAAUUCAGGCUCACCAGAUGUUUUGCAGGGAAGUCCUUAAGCUGCUUCCUGGCGAAAUGGCUGUUGUUAGUAAUGGCAGGAUAAUAGGCCCUUUACAUGCAAAUGAAUUAAAUGCAGAAGACUUUGACUUGCUGGAGAAAGUAACACUGACUACAGCGGCUGCGAAGGUUAAAACCCUUGUCAAGGAAAUGGGCGUUGGCAGUAAACGUGGCAGUAAUUUAGUAAUGAAAGUGAAUGCGCUUCUUUCUUCAUUGCCAAAAACUGAUGUACGCCGAGAUAUUGAAUUUCUCAAAGAGCAGCACAGUGUACUAAAGGUAGAUCCGCAGGAAAAUGAACCCUUCUUUGACAUCAUUGGUAUCGUAGAUCCAUUGACGAGAGAAGCUCAGAAGUUGUCACAUUUACUGAUUACACUUGGCCAGAUUGUCAACAUUAGGCUGAGGCUGUUCAUGAACUGUAAAUCCAAGCUGUCAGAAGUACCUCUGAAGAGUUUUUAUCGUUUUGUUCUGGAGCCAGAACUCACUGCUGGGACCAAUAAUUUCUUUCCUCGUCCGCCUGGGGCCAACUUCCUUGAAAUGCCAGAAUCCACUCUUCUGACGCUAAACAUGAUAACUCCAGAAAGCUGGUUGGUUGAAGCAGUGAACAGUUCUUAUGACCUUGAUAACAUUCAUUUAAAAGAUGUAGAUGGUGUUGUUUCAGCAGAGUAUGAAUUGGAGUAUUUAUUGCUUGAAGGGCGUUGUUUUGAUGUGGCCAAUAGACAGCCACCCCGUGGAUUGCAGUUCACUCUGGGAACGCGGAAUCAUCCUGUUAAAGUGGAUACUAUUGUGAUGGCCAACCUGGGUUAUUUUCAGUUAAAAGCAAACCCAGGUGCUUGGAUUUUGAGACUUCGUGAAGGAAGAUCUGAAGAUAUCUACCAUAUAUUUAAGCAUGAAGGGACAGAUUCUUCUGAAGUCCCAGAAGAGGUUAUUGUGGUAUUAAAUAAUUUCAGAAGCAAAAUCAUUGAAGUCCAAGUUGAGAAGAAACCUGAUCAAAUUAAUGAAGACCUCCUGAAUGACCGAGAAGAAGAAGAGGAUUCCAUGAUAAGUUUUACAGGAGGAACUCAAACAACAGAAAGGGGGAAGAAAAUGGAUAUAUUAAACAUCUUUUCUGUUGCUUCUGGCCAUUUAUAUGAACGCUUUUUAAGAAUUAUGAUGCUCUCCGUUCUACGGCACACCAAGACGCCAGUGAAAUUUUGGUUUCUGAAAAAUUAUCUGUCACCUACAUUUAAAGAGGUUAUUCCUUACAUGGCAGAAGAAUAUGGAUUCCAAUAUGAACUUGUGCAGUACAAAUGGCCCCGCUGGCUUCAUCAACAGACAGAAAAGCAAAGAAUCAUCUGGGGUUACAAAAUUCUCUUCUUAGAUGUCCUCUUCCCUUUGGCUGUGGACAAAAUAAUUUUUGUUGACGCUGAUCAGAUUGUCAGAAGUGAUCUGAAAGAACUCAGAGAUAUAGAUCUGAAAGGAGCACCUUACGGAUAUACUCCCUUCUGUGAUAGUCGUACAGAAAUGGAUGGCUACCGUUUCUGGAAGUCAGGAUAUUGGGCUUCACAUCUUGGAAAAAGAAAAUACCAUAUCAGUGCUUUAUAUGUUGUGGAUCUGAAGAGGUUCCGGAAGAUUGCUGCAGGAGACAGGCUGAGAGGUCAAUACCAAGCACUCAGUCAGGAUCCAAACAGUCUAUCCAACCUAGAUCAGGAUCUCCCAAAUAACAUGAUCCAUCAGGUGGCCAUCAAAUCUCUUCCUCAAGAGUGGCUGUGGUGUGAGACUUGGUGCAAUGAUGAAUCCAAGAAAAAGGCUAAAACUAUUGAUCUGUGUAACAAUCCAAAAACCAAAGAACCCAAAUUAGAAGCUGCUCUCAGAAUAGUUCCUGAAUGGACAGAGUACGACACCGAAAUACAGAAGCUAAUAAAUCGAAGAAGGAAAGAGAAGAACAUAGCCUGGUCCCAUAAAAAAGGCUCCAGACAUGAUGAACUUUAGCACUGUUUGGAAAUGGGUGUGACUGCACUUCUCUGCUGCUGACCAUAGACUGGCUGGAAACGCUAGAUUUCGUGGAUGUAAAUACUUCAGAGACGCUCUAUAUUUUUGAAGAUCCAUGAAUGUGCAAUUUAAAAAAAAACAAAUUCUUUUGACCUUUAAUGGGAAGACCGGAGGGGAGAGGAAGCCCGGUAAAGUGCCGCCUGUACAGCUUUGUUGCUCAUUCUGAUGGGCUUCCACUUUGGGUGUUUCCAAGGCAGUUCAUAUUAUGGUGCUACUCUCCUUAAGCACACACUGCUCUUAUUUCGCAUGACACAAUUUCUGUUGGAAAUGUCAUGAGAUGUAGAAGUGUGCGUAUAUAUUGAUGAGUCAUCAUAUCGGUGCGUCUGGCUGUAGAAAACAAAACAAACACCCUGUAUGGUACUUACUUUAAAAGUUUCUACCCCAUCUUUUUUGCAGAAGCUUCCAAGGAAACUGACUUGACACAGUACUUAAAGUCUGCAUUGCUUUUUUUUUGUCCAACAUGCCUCUAUGCUAUGAUGUUACAUAUGUCAGUCUUACUGAACUCUGCUUUCAGUGCUGGCUUCAGGUAUUUGAGGGCCCUUGGGCAAGACAUUCUCCAGGGCUGGCCCUCCCUCGAUGAGCCUGCCUUCUCACCACCACUGUCACCCCCAGCUCCUCUUCCUCAUC
Molecule: messenger RNA, 5189 nt
Organism: Elgaria multicarinata webbii
Lineage: Eukaryota; Metazoa; Chordata; Lepidosauria; Squamata; Anguidae
Gene: UGGT2
Product: UDP-glucose glycoprotein glucosyltransferase 2
Exons: 39
Coding region: 96-4502 (1468 amino acids)
Cellular component (GO): endoplasmic reticulum
Molecular function (GO): UDP-glucose:glycoprotein glucosyltransferase activity
Source: RefSeq, a predicted model, not a curated record